UGCAAAAUAAUCUCUGCGAUAAAACUAAAAGUUGACAAUGAAACGACGACUUUCAUUGGAGGACUCUUGUACAGAGCGGGAUGCAAUGGCAAAAAGAAGAAAAAUUAGACGAGGAAAGAAGGGCAGGAGGAAACAUCGUCCUCAUCAGCCCAUCGCCUCGUCUCAGGUCAGUCCUCAAAAUGAACAGUGUGCGUCUACAAAAAACACAAUUCACUGCGACAGUGAGACUGCAGACAAAAUGGUUACUGAGGACUUUGCAAAUCUCCAGAAAGUAUGUGAUGCAGGGACUGUCAGUGAAGUUCCUGGGUCGGAACCAUCUGCUGCUAACACGCUUUUUAUAGACACUCUUUCAACCACUGACUUUCUUGGAGAAUUGAAUGACUUGAGCAGUAUUUAUACUCUAACAGAACUGUCUCCCAAGGAUCAGCCUUUCAAUGUAGUAAUGGAUGGCUCUUCCAUGUAUCUUGUGGGCCUUCAAAACCAUGUGUACCUAUCUAUGGUUCAACAGCCUCCUAAUUCAGACGGACAAAUGUUCUGCACUGUGGAACACAAUACUGACCAUCUUCGUCAGCACGGUGACAACACCAACUGUUCACAACAGUUCACGUCCAAGUCUUUUCCUGAUAAAAUGAAGGAAAGGAUUGAGAACUGGUAUUAUGCGACCAUGGAUGUUGAUCGCAGAGAGGUUCAUCAACUGAAAUUCCCCUCUCACUUGCUGGAAUGGUCAGAGCGAGUGAAAUUUAGCCAUGAGCGCAAGUGGAAUCCGCUAGAAUACCUAGAGCCAAACUACAGCAAGUUCAGUUUCUAGUGAGGAGAUUCCUCGAGUGUUCAGAGACCAGUGUCAGACAAUUUUGGCUCAGCUGAGUCAUUAAUAUGACUAUUAUGAGUAUUCCACUGCUUUUUUUUUAAUUCUUAAAUCAGAUCAUGCAUGUAUUACCAAUUUUGUAAGGUUUUAAGCAUGAGGUACGAGAGUCCAUUCGUGUCAUUUUUAUUCAUCUUGCAUGCCUGACCACGUUCUUAUACACGAAACCUUGGCGAUUACUUUGUUUUGAAUAACUAAUUGAAGACAAGUUUCUUUAAGACCCGUUGCAGAAAACAAUGUCAGUCAUACAGAGGAAAAGAUACAACAUUCUUUGUAUAAGACCGAGAGCUGAAUUAGGAACUAAAAAAAAUGGACAAAAAUCUCUUUCUGGCCAAAGAGUGGCGUCAUGAAAUCGCCCACACACGAGUAAUUUAAUCUAGAGUCUGAAAAUGAAAUGGCUCACUGCCAGUUUAUGAGCUCUAUUCAAAAAAGGUCUUUUUUUUUCCAGAUGUUUGAGCAGUAUUUGUAUCUAUGAAAGAAAGUCGCGUUCUUUUUUUUUUUAGCAUAGUAACUGCAUCUCACUGGGGUAAUUCUUUUCUUUAUUUGCAAAAGCAUAAACAUGAAAUUUUUUGAUACGUUCGUUUAGGCCAAGGUACCUCUUGCAUCUGCAUGUUGUAAUUACUUGUAAAUAUUUGAUUGACAUAAUAAAUUAGAUAUUGACAUA
Molecule: messenger RNA, 1526 nt
Organism: Saccostrea echinata
Lineage: Eukaryota; Metazoa; Mollusca; Bivalvia; Ostreida; Ostreidae
Exons: 5
Coding region: 38-808 (256 amino acids)
Source: RefSeq, a predicted model, not a curated record